Messenger RNA from Sphenostylis stenocarpa, 1095 nucleotides. NCBI's taxonomy places the organism in Eukaryota, Viridiplantae, Streptophyta, Magnoliopsida, Fabales, Fabaceae. The record is from the annotation of a GenBank genome assembly.
AUGGAUUCGGCUCCUUCUUGUUCUAGGCGACGAGCCUUCUUCAUAGCAUUGGUUUGGUUCUUCAACUGUGGAUACGUCCAUGGGGCCACCCCAGCAGUAAAAGUUGGUAACUUUUCAAAGGUGGAAGAUGCUGGAAACUUUCAUAUUUACUAUGGCCAGACCUUCAAAGUCAUUAAGAAUGCUGCUGAUGGCCAGAGCUACCUUCUUCUCCAGCUUUUAGGUUUAGUGGAGAGCUUGAAAGGCAUAACCUCAGACUAUGUUGCUUCUCCGUGUGUGUUGAAAUUAUAUCAAGGAGGACAGAUAGAAAUGUUCAACAAUAGUGAUUACCAAAAGCUUGCAGAGUUUUCUUCGUACUUCCUUAGUGGUGGCGAUGAUCAGCAGUCAGCAUGCAAUUUUGCAACUUUUGAUCCCUUUAUGGAAGAUACCCCUUUGCAGAGAGCAGAAUGGAUCAAAUUCAUGGGAGCUUUUGCAAAUGUUGAAGCUAGAGCUAAUCAAGUCUAUGCCUCAGUGAAGGAGAACUAUUUGUGCUUGGCUAAAAUUGCCCCAACUAGGACAACAUUCAAGCCAACUGUAGCUUGGAUGAAGUAUAAAAAUGGUGUUUGGUCUUUUACUCAGGAAAAGUAUCAAUUGAAGUACGUGCAAGAUGCAGGCGGAGAGAUUUUGGAUGCCAACAAGAAAACUUACAAUGUCUCUGAUCCUGAUGACUUGGAGGAAUUUCAUGCAAUUCUAUGUACCGUGGAAGUAGUUAUUGAUGAAACACUAACCUCUGAUCCAACCAACUACACCUUGUCAACAUUUAUCCAAAAUCUAAAUGUUGAAGACCGUUCUUGUUUUUCCUUUAUAUCAAACACAAGUGUAUGGAGAUAUGACAAAAGGGUGCAAAACUCUGUAGCCCUAGACUGGUAUAAUGGAGCAGUGUCACAACCUCAACUGGCACUAGCAGAUCUUGUUGAGGUUUUAUUUCCCACGGGGAAUUACACGAUGACAUAUUUUAGGAACAUUGCAAAGGGAGAAGUGCCUAUAAAUAUUGGUCCCGAAAUGUGCGACAGGGACACCUCUGUGGCAAUGGAUCCUACCAUAGUAGCAUGUGGAUGA